Messenger RNA from Closterium sp. NIES-65, 579 nucleotides. The record is from the annotation of a GenBank genome assembly. Lineage: Eukaryota; Viridiplantae; Streptophyta; Zygnematophyceae; Desmidiales; Closteriaceae.
AUGCGGCUUAGAAAGCGGAUAAAGGCAGCGAAUGCGAGAGAUGCUGAGGAGAAAGAUGCGGAGAUGGAGAUUAAGCUGUGGAGAGGCGUGGUGCGGCGCGGCGACACGGUGGUGGACGCGACGUGCGGCAACGGGCACGACACCAUGGCCAUGGCUGCCCUCGCCCUCGCCCCCGCGCCACCCAGCGAUGGCGAUGCAGGGAGCGCAGGGGAGGAGGUGAGGGGGCGAGUGGUGGCGAUGGACAUACAGGAGGAGGCAGUCAGCAGAACCCAUCGCCUGCUGGCAGCUGGCCUGUCAGAGGUGCAGAUGGCUCACGUGCACACGGUGUGCGCCUGCCACUCCACACUGCUCCAACAUGUCGCCCCUGGCUCUGCACGUCUGGUGGCGUUCAACCUUGGCUACCUGCCUCGGGCCCACCACGCUCCUCCCACCACCGCUCCCUCUCCUGCCGCCGCCCCUGAGGGCAUCACGACGCAGCCGCCCAGCACGGUGGCAGCGCUGCAGGCAGCCGUGGCAGCCACAGCUGUGGGCGGCGUGGUCAGUGUCAUGGCCUAUGUGGGCCACGCAGGGGGCAGGUGA